Messenger RNA from Drosophila takahashii, 1919 nucleotides. RefSeq names its product Probable cytochrome P450 301a1, mitochondrial (gene Cyp301a1). Lineage: Eukaryota; Metazoa; Arthropoda; Insecta; Diptera; Drosophilidae. The record is from RefSeq and is a predicted model, not a curated record. Gene Ontology annotation, molecular function: oxidoreductase activity, acting on paired donors, with incorporation or reduction of molecular oxygen; monooxygenase activity; iron ion binding.
GCCGUUCAGUGUGGAACUUGAUUGCGGUUCCCGCUAGAAGCCAGUUUCAUUGCCCCGCGGAUCUCAGUGUGUCAACGUCAACAGAAGACAAUUGGAAAUCGAGGCUUACGGCCAGUGAAAUCUGAUUUGAAUUUAAAUCAGUUACGGCUUUUGUCGACUCUGAACAAAAUGAACAAGCUUCCCAUGAAAGCGUGGCGUUCCACAGCCUCAACUACCAAUCUGCGACGAAGUGUGUCCAAGAUUGGUGGGGCAGGUUCCAGGCGCUUGGAGAGCCGCGAAAGCUCCACGGGCGUGGCCACUUGUCCUCAUCUGGCGGAUCCGGAGGAAGCCAGUGCCCCGCGAAUACACUCCACAUCCGAAUGGCAGAAUGCCCUGCCCUACAAUCAGAUACCCGGACCGAAACCCAUCCCCAUUCUGGGAAACACCUGGAGAUUGAUGCCAAUAAUUGGUCAAUACACCAUCUCCGAUGUGGCGAAAAUAUCAUCGCUGCUGCACGAUCGUUAUGGCAGAAUUGUGCGCUUUGGAGGUCUCAUAGGAAGGCCCGAUCUUUUGUUCAUCUACGAUGCCGACGAAAUUGAAAAGUGCUACCGAAGCGAGGGGCCCACUCCCUUCCGUCCCUCGAUGCCCAGUUUGGUCAAGUACAAGAGCGUGGUGCGCAAGGAUUUCUUCGGGGAGCUUGGCGGCGUGGUCGGAGUGCACGGAGAACCCUGGCGAGAGUUCCGCUCGCGUGUCCAGAAGCCCGUUUUGCAGUUGUCCACCAUCCGGCGAUACUUACAGCCCCUGGAGGUCAUCACCGAAGAUUUCCUGCAGCGCUGCGAGAACCUGCUGGACGAAAACGAAGAGCUGCCCGAAGAUUUCGACAAUGAGAUUCACAAAUGGUCCUUGGAGUGCAUUGGUCGCGUCGCCCUGGACACUCGUUUGGGCUGCCUGGAGUCGAAUCUUAAGCCAGAUUCGGAGCCCCAGCAAAUCAUUGAUGCCGCCAAGUACGCCCUGCGCAAUGUGGCCACUUUGGAGCUAAAAGCUCCCUAUUGGCGCUACGUUCCCACGCCCCUGUGGACGCGCUAUGUGAAGAACAUGAACUUUUUUGUGGGGGUCUGCAUGAAAUACAUUCAGAGUGCCACCGAGAGACUGAAGACCCAAGAUCCCAGCCUGCGUAGUGGCGAGCCUUCGCUGGUGGAAAAGGUGAUCCUGUCGGAGAAGGACGAAAAGAUAGCCACCAUAAUGGCUCUCGAUUUGAUUCUAGUCGGAAUAGAUACAAUAUCCAUGGCCGUUUGCUCCAUGCUGUACCAACUGGCCACUCGCCCAGCGGAGCAGCAAAAGGUUCACGAGGAGCUGAAGCGACUGCUGCCGGAUCCCAACACACCACUCACAAUCCCGCUGCUCGAUCAGAUGCACCACCUGAAGGCCUUCAUCAAGGAGGUGUUCCGCAUGUACAGCACGGUGAUUGGAAACGGACGAACUCUGAUGGAGGACAGUGUGAUCUGUGGCUACCAGGUGCCCAAGGGCGUCCAGGCGGUCUUUCCCACAAUUGUCACGGGUAACAUGGAGGAGUAUGUGACGGAUGCGGCCGCUUUCCGGCCGGAAAGAUGGUUGAAACCACAGCAUGGCGGAACUCCGGGCAAACUGCAUCCGUUCGCCUCGCUGCCCUACGGCUAUGGAGCUCGGAUGUGUCUGGGUCGUCGCUUCGCCGAUCUGGAGAUGCAAAUACUGCUGGCCAAGCUUCUGCGAAACUACAAGCUGGAGUACAACCACAAGCCACUGGACUACGCAGUCACUUUCAUGUAUGCCCCGGAUGGACCGCUCCGGUUUAAGAUGACGCGAGUUUAGGUUGUAGAUUUAAGAUUACGAUUUUAUACACUCUCUUUGUUGUAAAUAAUAGUUAAUUUACAUACAAACUCUGAAGCUUUUAUACAUAAGAU